Molecule: messenger RNA, 714 nt
Organism: Strongyloides ratti
Lineage: Eukaryota; Metazoa; Nematoda; Chromadorea; Rhabditida; Strongyloididae
Exons: 3
Coding region: 1-714 (237 amino acids)
Molecular function (GO): ubiquitin protein ligase activity
Source: RefSeq, a predicted model, not a curated record
AUGCCAACUAUUGAUUUGUUUAUCAAACCAUAUCCAACACUUUUUAUAAAAGGUGAUAACUUAGAAUGUGUAAGAGAUGGACUUUCAAUUUAUCCAAUUCGUUGUGGUCAUGUUUAUCAUAGACUUGAACAUGAAGAUCAUUGUUUUUAUCAUAAUGAGGUACAAAUUCCAUUAAUGGAGGGAAUGAUAAUAAAAAGAUGCAUAAAUUUUGAAAAAGGAUGUAAUUUUUAUGUCCCAUUAAAAUAUCCACAUAAAGGAAUUUUUACUUUCAAUGAUCAUCUACAAUCUAUUGUUUACAAGCCUUUUUCAAAUUAUAAUAAUAUUAAAGAAGAUAGUACAGAUAACGAUUUGACUAACUAUCUUUUAAAUACAGUUCCAUUAUUUAUAAAAUACCUAGAUUCCGCUGAUUUAAAUUGUUUGUCAGCAACAAAUAGAAGCUUACACUAUCAUUUAUCAAGUUAUUUUAAAAGUCAGCAAAUUAUUUACUUAGUCGAUAGAAAAUGGAUUAAAAAAGAUAAUGGAAAGUGGGAACCUGGUUUAUUUGAAAGAAAAUUUUCAAAAGUACAAAAAAAAAUUAACUUUUGUUCAGAUCCAAAGAUAAUUGGUUCGUUGACUGAUCAUUUACAAAAAUGUAUUUUUAAUACUCCAAUUAAUUAUGAGAAUCAAAAAGUUUCAACAUUAAUAUCAAAACUUCAAAAUAAUUUAAACAUUUAA